This is a messenger RNA of Penicillium canariense, 567 nucleotides long. RefSeq lists its product as uncharacterized. The record is from RefSeq and is a predicted model, not a curated record. Bases 1 to 567 code for a protein of 188 amino acids. NCBI's taxonomy places the organism in Eukaryota, Fungi, Ascomycota, Eurotiomycetes, Eurotiales, Aspergillaceae. The transcript has a single exon.
AUGAUCCAUGAUCGAGACCGUCAAACAAUGCUUGAUCGUAUCAUCCGGAGGUAUACCGCGCCCACAACAUACCACAACCCCCCCAAACAUCCAUCGAACGCGUCUAGACUCGGUAUAUGUGAGACCACCAUAGCCUCCGCCAGAAGCAAUCACUCCUCGGUCUCAUCCGCCUCGGAUAAUCACGCAUCCUGCACGGCCGGUGGUCGUCGCGCCAUGACAUGCAUCUGCUCCCGGUUCGUGGUCGAUGCGCGUACCAGGAGACCAGGACACCAGGACACCAGGACACCAGACCCCGGCCGACACAAAUCAAGCGUCGCAAGUGACAUUGCCCUUUUCUCCCGCGCUGCAUGGCUCAGGCCCCUUCCUCCAUUGCUGAGUUCGUCCACCAGCAGCAUGCGGUUUGAGUUAGCCCCGUCCACUCGCCCGGGUUCCUGGCUGCAGGUGAACCAGAUGCAGAAAAAGCAAAACGGAGAACUAGAACGAGAACGCGGAAUGCAGAACGCAGAUAAGAUGACACUCAAUGAGAAGAGACCCUCCAUCGUGACAUCCCUCGUCCAAGUCCAGUAA